UUAACUCAUUCUCCGUAUUUUGUAAUGACAUAACUCUGUGAACUUUUAAAGAAUAUAGAAGUGUGAGAUUAAAUCAACUCGUUGUAACAAGAUCUUCAAAAGUCUGACAGUGAGAUGAAUUAAAUGUUCUACAAUGCAAGUAAUUAUUUAUCUUCUAAUUACAUUUCUGACAUUUUCUUCUGGCUAUCGAUAUAGCUUGAAGGAUUACUUGAGCCAUCAACAAGAACUUUUAAACGUUAAGAAUGAAACCGACAGUCAAGACAAUGCUUUAUUAUCACGGAAUACAGAUUCAAAACUACAACAACUCUCUGAUCCAUCUCGCGGUCAAUUCAAAUGUUAUAAACCAGGCAUCUAUCCCGAUGUAUACGACUGCAAAAGAUAUUAUAAGUGUAUAAUUGAAGACAAUGGGCAGAAACAAAUUAAAUUUCGUCAGAUAAUUCACACAUGCGGUUCUGGAAAAAUUUACUCAUAUAUAUAUGAGAAAUGCAUGCAAGUUGAAGAAAGUGAAAGGCCAGAGUGCACUAUGUCAGGAUCUAUACAUAUUAAAAACUAUACAAAAGCACUUGGAGAACAUCAAUCUGAAAACGAAGAUGAGCAAAACACGUGGGAAGGGUCAUAUCAACAGCAAUUCUCGCUGCAUAGAUUUAUUACUCCGAAAUUAGAAGUGAAUUGUCAACGGGAAGGGUAUACGCCUUCUAGGAAUAAAAAGAAGUAUUACAGAUGCUUUCGUAUCCAUUCCGGAUUUGUAGUAUACGAGUUAGAAUGCGACAGUGGAACGAUAUGGGAUAAUAUAAAGCAGACAUGCUCAAUUCCUCGGGAUAUAUCCGAAAAUGAUGAUUCUAAAAGCGAAGAAGGAUCGGAUUCAUCAGAGUCUGAGAGUAGUGAAACUGUAAUUAACGAACAUAAGAAAAGCAAAAAAAACGGCGAGUCUAAAAGCAAAGCACAGGAAAAAAAUAAAGAAAGCAGCAAAUGGAAGGAAAAUUGGAACGUUAAGGAGAGGAAUGAGUCUAGACGCAAACAACACGAAAAGAAUAAAGAGAAGAGCAAAUGGAGGGAAAAUUGGAACAGUAAGGAGAGGAAUGAGUCUGGACGCAAAGAACAAAAAAAGAAUAAAGAGAACAGCGAAAGUAUAGAAAAUUGGGACAGUAAGGAGAGGAAUGAGUCUAGACGCAAAAAACAGGAAAAAAAUAAAGAAAACAGUGAAAGUAUAGAAAAUUGGGACAGUAAGGAGAGGAAUGACUCUGGACGCAAAAAACAGGAAAAGAAUAAAGAGAACAGUAAAUGGAAGGAAAAUUGGAACGGUAAGAAGAGGAAUGAGUCUGGACGCAAAGAACAGGAAAAGAAUAAAGAGAACAGCGAAAGUACAGAAAAUUGGGACAGUAAGGAGAGGAAUAAGUCUGGACGCAAAAAACAGGAAAAGAAUAAAGAGAACAGCGAAAGUAAGGAAAAUUGGAACGGUAAGGAGAGGAAUGAGUCUGGACGCAAAGAACAGGAAAAGAAUAAAGAGAACAGCGAAAGUAUAGAAAAUUGGGACAGUAAGGAGAGGAAUGAGUCUGGACGCAAAAAACAGGAAAAGAAUAAAGAGAACAGCGAAAGUAAGGAAAAUUGGAACGGUAAGGAGAGGAAUGAGUCUGGACGCAAAGAACAGGAAAAGAAUAAAGAGAACAGCGAAAGUAUAGAAAAUUGGAACAGUAAGGAGAGGAAUGAGUCGUCUGGACGCAAAGAACAGGAAAAGAAUAAAAAGAACAGCGAAAGUAUAGAAAAUUGGGACAGUAAGGAGAGGAAUGAGUCUGGACGCAAAAAACAGGAAAAGAAUAAAGAGAACAGCGAAAGUAUAGAAAAUUGGGACAGUAAGGAGAGGAAUGAGUCUGGACGCAAAAAACAAGAAAAGAAUAAAGAAAACAGCGAAAGUAUAGAAAAUUGGGACAGUAAGGAGAGGAAUGAGUCGUCUGGACGCAAAGAACAGGAAAAGAAUAAAAAGAACAGCGAAAGUAUAGAAAAUUGGGACAGUAAGGAGAGGAAUGAGUCUGGACGCAAAAAACAGGAAAAGAAUAAAGAGAACAGCGAAAGUAUAGAAAAUUGGGACAGUAAGGAGAGGAAUGAGUCUGGACGCAAAAAACAGGAAAAGAAUAAAGAGAACAGCGAAAGUAUAGAAAAUUGGGACAGUAAGGAGAGGAAUGAGUCUGGACGCAAAAAACAGGAAAAGAAUAAAGAGAACAGCGAAAGUAUAGAAAAUUGGGACAGUAAGGAGAGGAAUGAGUCUGGACGCAAAAAACAGGAAAAGAAUAAAGAGAACAGCGAAAGUAUAGAAAAUUGGGACAGUAAGGAGAGGAAUGAGUCUGGACGCAAAAAACAGGAAAAGAAUAAAGAGAACAGCGAAAGUAUAGAAAAUUGGGACAGUAAGGAGAGGAAUGAGUCUGGACGCAAAGAACAGGAAAAGAAUAAAGAGAACAGCGAAAGUAUAGAAAAUUGGGACAGUAAGGAGAGGAAUGAGUCUGGACGCAAAAAACAGGAAAAGAAUAAAGAGAACAGCGAAAGUAAGGAAAAUUGGAACGGUAAGGAGAGAAAUGAGUCUGGAAGCAAGGAACAUAAAAACAGUAAAGAAAGUUCCGAAAUUGAAAGAGAAGAACACAAGAACAGUGGAGAAAGCCGCGAGUCUGGAAACAUAGAACACGAAAAGAGUAAAGAGAGCAAUGAAAGUAAGGAAAAUGGCAACAGUAAGGAGAGGAAUGAGUCUGGACGCAAAAAACAGAAAAAGAAUAAAGAGAACAGCGAAAGUAUAGAAAAUUGGGACAGUAAGGAGAGGAAUGAGUCUGGACGCAAAAAACAAGAAAAGAAUAAAGAAAACAGCGAAAGUAUAGAAAAUUGGGACAGUAAGGAGAGGAAUGAGCCUGGACGCAAAAAACAGGAAAAGAAUACAGAGAACAGCGAAAGUAUAGAAAAUUGGGACAGUAAGAAGAGGAAUGAGUCUGGACGCAAAAAACAAGAAAAGAAUAAAGAAAACAGCGAAAGUAUAGAAAAUUGGAACGGUAAGGAGAGGAAUGAGUCUGGACGCAAAAAACAGGAAAAGAAUAAAGAGAACAGCGAAAGUAUAGAAAAUUGGGACAGUAAGGAGAGGAAUGAGUCUAGACGCAAAGAACAGGAAAAGAAUAAAGAGAACAGCGAAAGUAUAGAAAAUUGGGACAGUAACGAGAGGAAUGAGUCUGGACGCAAAAAACAGGAAAAGAAUAAAGAGAACAGCGAAAGUAAGGAAAAUUGGAACGGUAAGGAGAGAAAUGAGUCUGGAAGCAAGGAACAUAAAAACAGUAAAGAAAGUUCCGAAACUGAAAGAGAAGAACACAAGAACAGUGGAGAAAGCCGCGAGUCUGGAAACAUAGAACACGAAAAGAGUAAAGAGAGCAAUGAAAGUAAGGAAAAUGGCAACAGUAAGGAGAGAAAUGAAUCUGGAAGCAAAAAACAAAAAAAGAAUAAAGAAAACAGCGAAAGUAUAGAAAAUUGGGACAGUAAGGAGAGGAAUGAGUCUAGACGCAAAAAACAAGAAAAGAAUAAAGAAAACAGCGAAAGUAUAGAAAAUUGGGACAGUAAGGAGAGGAAUGAGUCUAGACGCAAAAAACAAAAAAAGAAUAAAGAAAACAGCGAAAGUAUAGAAAAUUGGGACAGUAAGGAGAGGAAUGAGUCUGGACGCAAAAAACAAGAAAAGAAUAAAGAAAACAGCGAAAGUAUAGAAAAUUGGGACAGUAAGGAGAGGAAUGAGUCUAGACGCAAAAAACAAGAAAAGAAUAAAGAAAACAGCGAAAGUAUAGAAAAUUGGAACGAUAAGGAGAGGAAUGAGUCUGGAAGCAAGGAACAUAAAAACAGUAAAGAAAGUUCCGAAACUGAAAGAGAAGAACACAAGAACAGUGGAGAAAGCCGCGAGUCUGGAAACAUAGAACACGAAAAGAGUAAAGAGAGCAAUGAAAGUAAGGAAAAUGGCAACAGUAAGGAGAGAAAUGAAUCUGGAAGCAAAAAACAAAAAAAGAAUAAAGAAAACAGCGAAAGUAUAGAAAAUUGGGACAGUAAGGAGAGGAAUGAGUCUGGACGCAAAAAACAAGAAAAGAAUAAAGAAAACAGCGAAAGUAUAGAAAAUUGGAACAGUAAGGAGAGGAAUGAGUCUGGAAGCAAGGAACAUAAAAACAGUAAAGAAAGUUCCGAAACUGAAAGAGAAGAACACAAGAACAGUGGAGAAAGCCGCGAGUCUGGAAACAUAGAACACGAAAAGAGUAAAGAGAGCAAUGAAAGUAAGGAAAAUGGCAACAGUAAGGAGAGAAAUGAAUCUGGAAGCAAAAAACAAAAAAAGAAUAAAGAAAACAGCGAAAGUAUAGAAAAUUGGGACAGUAAGGAGAGGAAUGAGUCUGGACGCAAAAAACAAAAAAAGAAUAAAGAAAACAGCGAAAGUAUAGAAAAUUGGGACAGUAAGGAGAGGAAUGAGUCUAGACGCAAAAAACAAGAAAAGAAUAAAGAAAACAGCGAAAGUAUAGAAAAUUGGGACAGUAAGGAGAGGAAUGAGUCUAGACGCAAAAAACAAGAAAAGAAUAAAGAAAACAGCGAAAGUAUAGAAAAUUGGAACGAUAAGGAGAGGAAUGAGUCUGGAAGCAAGGAACAUAAAAACAGUAAAGAAAGUUCCGAAACUGAAAGAGAAGAACACAAGAACAGUGGAGAAAGCCGCGAGUCUGGAAACAUAGAACACGAAAAGAGUAAAGAGAGCAAUGAAAGUAAGGAAAAUGGCAACAGUAAGGAGAGAAAUGAAUCUGGAAGCAAAAAACAAAAAAAGAAUAAAGAAAACAGCGAAAGUAUAGAAAAUUGGGACAGUAAGGAGAGGAAUGAGUCUGGACGCAAAAAACAAGAAAAGAAUAAAGAAAACAGCGAAAGUAUAGAAAAUUGGAACGAUAAGGAGAGGAAUGAGUCUGGAAGCAAGGAACAUAAAAACAGUAAAGAAAGUUCCGAAACUGAAAGAGAAGAACACAAGAACAGUGGAGAAAGCCGCGAGUCUGGAAACAUAGAACACGAAAAGAGUAAAGAGAGCAAUGAAAGUAAGGAAAAUGGCAACAGUAAGGAGAGAAAUGAAUCUGGAAGCAAAAAACAAAAAAAGAAUAAAGAAAACAGCGAAAGUAUAGAAAAUUGGGACAGUAAGGAGAGGAAUGAGUCUGGACGCAAAAAACAAGAAAAGAAUAAAGAAAACAGCGAAAGUAUAGAAAAUUGGGACAGUAAGGAGAGGAAUGAGUCUAGACGCAAAAAACAAGAAAAGAAUAAAGAAAACAGCGAAAGUAUAGAAAAUUGGAACAGUAAGGAGAGGAAUGAGUCUGGACGCAAAAAACAAGAAAAGAAUAAAGAAAGCAGCGAAAGUAUAGAAAAUUGGAACAGUAAGGAGAGAAAUGAGUCUGGAAGCAAAGAACAUAAAAACAGUAAAGAAAGUUCCGAAACUGAAAGAGAAGAACACAAGAACAGUGGAGAAAGCCGCGAUUCUGGAAACAUAGAACACGAAAAGAGUAAAGAGAGCAAUGAAAGUAAGGAAAAUGGCAACAGUAAGGAGAGAAAUGAAUCUGGAAGCAAAAAACAUAAGAAUAGUAAAGAAAGUGCCGAAACUGAAAGUGAAGAACACAAGAACAGUGGAGAAAGAAAUGAGUCUGGAAGCAAAGAACAUAAAAACAGUAAAGAAAGUUCCGAAACUGAAACAGAAGAACACAAGAACAGUUUAGAAAGCCGCGAGUCUGGAAACAUAGAACACGAAAAGAGUAAAGAGAGCAAUGAAAGUAAGGAAAAUGGCAACAGUAAGGAGAGAAAUGAAUCUGGAAGCAAAAAACAUAAGAAUAGUAAAGAAAGUGCCGAAACUGAAAGUGAAGAACACAAGAACAGUGGAGAAAGAAAUGAGUCUGGAAGCAAAGAACAUAAAAACAGUAAAGAAAGUUCCGAAACUGAAACAGAAGAACACAAGAACAGUUUAGAAAGCCGCGAGUCUGGAAACAUAGAACACGAAAAGAGUAAAGAGAGCAAUGAAAGUAAGGAAAAUGGCAACAGUAAGGAGAGAAAUGAAUCUGGAAGCAAAAAACAUAAGAAUAGUAAAGAAAGUGCCGAAACUGAAAGUGAAGAACACAAGAACAGUGGAGAAAGAAAUGAGUCUGGAAGCAAAGAACAUAAAAACAGUAAAGAAAGUUCCGAAACUGAAACAGAAGAACACAAGAACAGUUUAGAAAGCCGCGAGUCUGGAAACAUAGAACACGAAAAGAGUAAAGAGAGCAAUGAAAGUAAGGAAAAUGGCAACAGUAAGGAGAGAAAUGAAUCUGGAAGCAAAAAACAUAAGAAUAGUAAAGAAAGUGCCGAAACUGAAAGUGAAGAACACAAGAACAGUGGAGAAAGAAAUGAGUCUGGAAGCAAAGAACAUAAAAACAGUAAAGAAAGUUCCGAAACUGAAACAGAAGAACACAAGAACAGUUUAGAAAGCCGCGAGUCUGGAAACAUAGAACACGAAAAGAGUAAAGAGAGCAAUGAAAGUAAGGAAAAUGGCAACAGUAAGGAGAGAAAUGAAUCUGGAAGCAAAAAACAUAAGAAUAGUAAAGAAAGUGCCGAAACUGAAAGUGAAGAACACAAGAACAGUGGAGAAAGAAAUGAGUCUGGAAGCAAAGAACAUAAAAACAGUAAAGAAAGUUCCGAAACUGAAACAGAAGAACACAAGAACAGUUUAGAAAGCCGCGAGUCUGGAAACAUAGAACACGAAAAGAGUAAAGAGAGCAAUGAAAGUAAGGAAAAUGGCAACAGUAAGGAGAGAAAUGAAUCUGGAAGCAAAAAACAUAAGAAUAGUAAAGAAAGUGCCGAAACUGAAAGUGAAGAACACAAGAACAGUGGAGAAAGAAAUGAGUCUGGAAGCAAAGAACAUAAAAACAGUAAAGAAAGUUCCGAAACUGAAACAGAAGAACACAAGAACAGUUUAGAAAGCCGCGAGUCUGGAAACAUAGAACACGAAAAGAGUAAAGAGAGCAAUGAAAGUAAGGAAAAUGGCAACAGUAAGGAGAGAAAUGAAUCUGGAAGCAAAAAACAUAAGAAUAGUAAAGAAAGUGCCGAAACUGAAAGUGAAGAACACAAGAACAGUGGAGAAAGAAAUGAGUCUGGAAGCAAAGAACAUAAAAACAGUAAAGAAAGUUCCGAAACUGAAACAGAAGAACACAAGAACAGUUUAGAAAGCCGCGAGUCUGGAAACAUAGAACACGAAAAGAGUAAAGAGAGCAAUGAAAGUAAGGAAAAUGGCAACAGUAAGGAGAGAAAUGAAUCUGGAAGCAAAAAACAUAAGAAUAGUAAAGAAAGUGCCGAAACUGAAAGUGAAGAACACAAGAACAGUGGAGAAAGAAAUGAGUCUGGAAGCAAAGAACAUAAAAACAGUAAAGAAAGUUCCGAAACUGAAACAGAAGAACACAAGAACAGUUUAGAAAGCCGCGAGUCUGGAAACAUAGAACACGAAAAGAGUAAAGAGAGCAAUGAAAGUAAGGAAAAUGGCAACAGUAAGGAGAGAAAUGAAGCUGGAAGCAAAAAACAUAAGAAUAGUAAAGAAAGUGCCGAAACUGAAAGUGAAGAACACAAGAACAGUGGAGAAAGCAACGAGUCUGGAAACAAAGAACAGGAAAAGAAUAAAGAGAGCAGCAAAAAUAAAGAAAAAGGCAACAGUAAGGAGAGAAAUGAGUCUGGAAGCAAAGAACAUAAGAACAGUAAAGAAAGUGGCGAAACUGAAAGUGAGGAACACGAGAACAAUAGAGAAAUCGGAGAGUCUGGAAGCAAGUCCGAAAGCAAAGAACAUGAAAACAGUAGAGAAAACAAAUCCCGAAGCAGAGGAGAUAGCAAGAGUGAAAGAAGCAGUGAGUCCGAAAGCAAAGAAAAUGGCAAGAGCCUCGAAAGCAGCGAUAGUAAAGAAAAUAAAAAGGAGACAAAGGAGAAGGAGGAUACUAAUGAAAAGCAGACUACCCCUGAUUUUCCAACUUCUACGGAGUUGCCGAUAAUAUGUACUACUCCUACUGUACUUAAUUGUCCUAUUGGAAAUUUGACUGGCGAUCAAAUAGCUCUGGUUUGUCCCACUGGUUUCCGACGUCAUCCGAAAUAUUGCAAUCUUUUCUAUCAAUGUACAACAGUAGACAAAGUGGGCGCUAAAGUUGUCGUAUUUAUUUGUCCGAAAAACAGAAUUUUUGAUGAUAGAAAAGUACAAUGUGUACAAGAAAAUACCAUUCACAAAUGUAAUCCUGAAUAUGGUUGUAAACGUUUUAACUCUUUCACUGAAGAUACACUAAAAUCACUUAUAAGAGCUCCAACGAGAAAAUUAUGUCCAAGAGAAGGUGAUUUUCCUUAUGAUAAGGGUUCUUCGAAUGCAUACUAUAAAUGCAAGCGCAAUGUACAUGGCGUAAUUGAAGGAUAUCUCCUUAAGUGUCCAGAUGGACGAAUAUUUUCAAGCUUUUCAAGACGUUGUGAACGUAUUGAUGAUCCAAUGUGCAAAGUAUCUUGCAAACAUACAAACAGUAACAAAAUAAAAGUAGAAAGACCUAUUAUUUGGCCCGUUAAAACGAAUACAAAUGACAAAAUAGAUAUUAGCAUACAUAACGCGCCAUCUAAUGGGGUGUAUGUAACUUAUCAACAAAUGUAUUACGUUGGUCUUACACCAGCUCCACCAUAUUACUAAAGAGAUGAACAUUAUCAUCGCAAAAAAUAAAUUGAUUUCUAUAAUGUACUUUUAAGUAAUUAAUGCAAUAAAAUAAUUCUUAUACAAGAAA
Messenger RNA from Solenopsis invicta (red fire ant), 8783 nucleotides. RefSeq lists its product as uncharacterized. The record is from RefSeq and is a predicted model, not a curated record. Gene Ontology annotation, molecular function: chitin binding. Gene Ontology annotation, cellular component: extracellular region. Lineage: Eukaryota; Metazoa; Arthropoda; Insecta; Hymenoptera; Formicidae. The transcript has 6 exons. The coding region runs from base 134 to 8692 and encodes 2852 amino acids.